Messenger RNA from Coffea arabica (coffee), 687 nucleotides. The record is from RefSeq and is a predicted model, not a curated record. NCBI's taxonomy places the organism in Eukaryota, Viridiplantae, Streptophyta, Magnoliopsida, Gentianales, Rubiaceae.
UUAUUAUUGGAGUACAUCUAAUCCUGAUCCAAUUUCUAUAGCAGGAAAUGACCAUACUUUGGGUUUUGUUACCGGUAGAUCUGCUCAAUUGCAUGGUGCUGCCUAGACAAGUGCUUCACCCUGCUCGUCAGCAUCAAUGAUAUUUCCGCCAGCCCUAGGCGUGCCUUCAAAUGCUGAGUGGAAUGGGUAUCAGCUACGGUCUACGCAACAUCGGCUAGGAGUUUACCCACACCUCCAGCAUUUGCAAUGAUCAACCCAGUAUCCGAGACCAAUUUCUAUGCCCCGUACCAACAACAAAUGCCAAUUGAUGAAUAUCCUCAGGGACUUGGUCAGCCUGACUGCUGUUACUUCCUGAAAACUGGAGACUAUAAAUACAAACGUAAUUGUAGAUUUAACCAUCCUAAGCUUCAAAGUUCCAAGUCAACGUCAUGUGCUCUUAGCAACAAGGCUUUGCCUCUGAGACCUUUAUGUGAUCGAAGAAGAAUGAACAACAACUAUUGGUUCUCAGUGGUUUCUUUCAAAAGUUGCUCAUUCACUUCUGGGGCGAGUACAAAUGACAGAAAGUUGUUAUUUUUGGUUAAGUUAAAAUAUGUAUUUAUCAGAGUCAUGGAAGUUCAAGCAUUUUGUAAAGAUGGCAUAACUGGGCACGUUAAUUUUAGAACUGUCCACCGCGCAAGUGCGCGGUGA